AUGUUUGCAGGAGAUGUGUGCAAUCCAAACCCUUGUUUAAACGGCGGACAGUGUGAACCGAAUGGUUUUGGUGGUGUCGUUUGUCGAUGUCCUCCUGGUUACUUAGGAAACAGAUGCGAAGACAGGGAUCCUUGUACUCCCAAUCCUUGCCUCAAUGGAGGUCAAUGCAUGCCAAAUGGUAUAGGUGGCUUUGUGUGUCGAUGUGUCCCUCCAUUCACCGGACAAUGUUGCGAAGAUAGAGACGUUUGUAAUCCAAAUCCUUGUUUAAAUGGAGGACAAUGUGUAGCGAACGGACCUGGUGGUUUCGUUUGUCAGUGUCCUGUAGGAUUCACAGGAAAUCGUUGUGAAGAUCGAGAUCCAUGUGCCAGCGGACCCUGCUUGAACGGAGGACAAUGCAUUAAUAGCAACGGUGGAUUUCUUUGUGAAUGUCCAUUAGGCUUUUAUGGCAGUCGAUGUGAAAGCGAUGUGUGCAAUCCAAAUCCCUGCUUAAACGGUGGUCUGUGCAUUCCAAACGGUGUCGGUGGAUUUGUUUGUCAAUGUCCACCGGGUUUUACCGGCAAUAGAUGUGAAGAUAGUAAGUAA
Messenger RNA from Didymodactylos carnosus, 582 nucleotides. Lineage: Eukaryota; Metazoa; Rotifera; Eurotatoria; Philodinida; Philodinidae. The record is from the annotation of a GenBank genome assembly.